UCACUGGGCUGUGCGCCGAUCUUUGGUGCCCGUCCAACCUCCUCCCCCCCCAAAACGCCGCGAACGGUGCAGCGACGGCAUUGUAGGUAGCCAAGUGCGCGCAUUCCGAAGACUCCGCAGCGACACCCACCCGCCAUGUCGAAAGUCGCAACCGUCAAGGAGGCUGUCAAGGAGACGCUCGUCGGCUCGCACGAGCCCGCGCAGCUCUCCGCGCAGGCCAAGGCCCGGUUCAACCGCCAUGCGAUCAAGGACCCCGAGACGGGCGAGCUCUACCUCGGCCCUGAGCAAUUCAUCGACGCCAUUGCCCCGCCCCACGAAGACUACCACAAAAUCAAGCGGGAGCAGUUUGCGAUCCUGUUUAGCGUCGCCGACCGGACAAACAAGGGCAGGCUGACGCUUGCCGACUGGGGCUACUUUGAGAACCUCCUCAGCAAGCCCGAUGCCGAGUACGAGAUCGCAUUCCGCCUCUUCGAUGUCGACCGUCUUGGCACCGUCAAGUACGAGGACUUCCGCCGGCUCUACGAGCUGAACAAGGGGCCCGACAGCAUCCCGUUCGACUGGGACUGCGAGUGGGCCAAGCUGUACAUCGGCAGCAAGACCAAGAGGCACAGCAUGGACUACCAGCAGUUCUCCCAGAUGCUCCGCGGUCUGCAGGGCGAGCGCGUCCGGCAGGCCUUCCAGCGGUUCGAUGUCGACGGCGACGGCUACAUCGAGCCCGAGGAGUUUGCCCUGAUCAUCCGCCAGACGGCCAAGCACAAGCUCUCAGACCACCUGCUUGACAACCUGCACACGCUGUGCAACAUUGCGCAGGGCAGCAAGGUGUCCUACGCCAACGUCCGGGCCUUCCUCAACAUGAUCAACGAGAUGGACCUGGUGGAGCUCAUCGUCAGGCGCGCCUGCGCCAAGAGCAAGGAUGGCCGCAUCACGAGGGCCGAGUUCCUCAACCAGGCCGCCAAGAUCACCCGCUUCUCACUCUUCACUCCGAUGGAGGCCGACAUCCUGUUCCACUUUGCCAGUCUCGAUGAGCCUUCCGGCCGCCUCGGCCUCAGGGACUUCUCCAAGGUGCUCGAUGCGGCGUGGCGGAGGCGCGACGAGGAGGAGGAAAGCCGGCCCGUCGUGGAGGUCAAGUCCAGGGGUGGGCAGUUUGUGGCGCAGGCCAUCGAGUCGGCCUACAGCUUCGUCCUUGGCAGCGUGGCGGGCGCCUUCGGCGCCUUCAUGGUGUACCCGAUCGACCUCGUCAAGACGCGCAUGCAGAACCAGCGCGGCGCGAGCCCCGGCCAGAGGCUGUACAGCAACUCGAUCGACUGCUUCAGGAAGGUCGUCCGCAAUGAGGGUGUUCGGGGCCUGUACUCGGGCGUCCUUCCGCAGCUCGUCGGCGUGGCGCCGGAGAAGGCCAUCAAGCUGACCGUCAACGAUCUCGUCCGCGGUUGGUUCACCGACAAGCAGGGCAAGAUCUGGUGGGGUUACGAGGUGAUUGCUGGCGGUGCUGCCGGCGGUUGCCAAGUCGUUUUCACCAAUCCCCUCGAGAUCGUCAAGAUCCGCCUGCAGGUCCAGGGCGAGGUCGCCAAGAGCGUCGAGGGCGCGCCGAAGCGCUCCGCCAUGUGGAUCGUCCGCAACCUCGGCCUGGUCGGCCUGUACAAGGGCGCGUCGGCGUGUCUGCUCCGCGACGUUCCGUUCUCGGCCAUCUACUUCCCGACGUACUCGCACCUGAAGAAGGACGUCUUUGGCGAGUCGCCGACCAAGAAGCUGGGCAUCCUGCAGCUCCUGACCGCCGGCGCCAUCGCCGGCAUGCCGGCCGCCUACCUCACCACGCCCUGCGACGUCAUCAAGACCCGUCUCCAGGUCGAGGCGCGGAAGGGGGAAUCGUCGUACACGGGCCUGCGGCACGCGGCCAAGACCAUCUGGAAGGAGGAGGGCUUCCGGGCCUUCUUCAAGGGCGGGCCCGCGCGCAUCUUCCGGUCGUCGCCGCAGUUCGGCUUCACGCUGGCCGCGUACGAGCUGCUGCAGAGCGUGCUGCCGUACCCGGGGAAGAAGACCGAGGCCAAGGUGGCGCCCGGCGUGGCCGAGGCCGUGUCGACGCUCAAGGAGAAGGCCGUCGACAGCCCGUUCUACCGGUCGCGCAACGCGCUCAAGAUCCUGCUCGACCUGGACGAGCAUUUCGGGCAGACCCCGCUCCGGCCGAACGCGCAGGGCUGGAAAGCGCUGCCCGGUUGGAUGGGCGCGAAGACAGCCUGAGUGAGGGCUGGGGCAGCUUUUUAUAAUGGGGUGCAAUGGGUAGUGGUGGUGCCAGGGUCGCAUUUGGGCGGCUCGGCCGGACGAGCGGCUCUCGGCAGUGGGGAUCGGCUCGGCACCGGCAGAUCUCUCUCAUGCGCUCAUCGGUACUACCCC
This is a messenger RNA of Thermothielavioides terrestris NRRL 8126, 2388 nucleotides long. RefSeq lists its product as uncharacterized. Bases 136 to 2235 code for a protein of 699 amino acids. Lineage: Eukaryota; Fungi; Ascomycota; Sordariomycetes; Sordariales; Chaetomiaceae. The record is from RefSeq and is a predicted model, not a curated record. The transcript has 4 exons. Gene Ontology annotation, biological process: aspartate transmembrane transport; malate-aspartate shuttle; L-glutamate transmembrane transport. Gene Ontology annotation, molecular function: calcium ion binding; L-glutamate transmembrane transporter activity; L-aspartate transmembrane transporter activity.